Messenger RNA from Linum tenue, 2480 nucleotides. The record is from the annotation of a GenBank genome assembly. NCBI's taxonomy places the organism in Eukaryota, Viridiplantae, Streptophyta, Magnoliopsida, Malpighiales, Linaceae.
CAAAAGUGUUACAAAUAUGUAAUAUGAGUGACCAAACUUACAAUUCACCCGUCAAAGAAAAUAGCAGAGUGGCGGCAAGAACUCCAUCGGGGGCGACAGCUGAAUGGACGAGCGACCACCAAUCGCGGCCGCCACUGCCGGCGGUGGCGACCGAAUAUCAGCACUCCCCGACGCGAUCGUACACAACAUCCUUUACCGUCUCGACGCUCCAAAACAAGCCGCGAGAACGAGCUCGCUGUCCAGAAGAUGGCUCGACCUAUGGCGAUCCUAUCCGGUGCUGGAGUUUCGCGACGAGGAGCUGGAAAACUCCGCCGAAAGGCUCAACAGUUUCGCCGGAUUCGCCGCAGCCUCGGCCGUGAGGCUUUCUCUUUACCACGAGGAUCGCUUCACGCUGUUGGAUUCGUUCAAGCUAUCGCUGGCAAAGAUUCGCCAAUCGUGUCCCCAGAUCGUGGCGGAAGGGUUCGCCAUGUUGCUAGCGUCGGCGUUGGGGGCCAAUGGUGGAUCGCCGCUCGAGAUCGUGGUCAGAAGCGGCUGGCGACAUGAGUUUCCGGAGGGAUUGUUGUCCAAUUGCAGCCGCACAAAAGUUCUGAAGCUCCAAGGCUGCGACUUGAAUGGGGUGGGAUCAGUUUCUCUGCAGAAUCUUCAGGUUCUUCAUCUCGACGACGUCCAAAUUACCGAACAAUUCCUCUACGGUGUUGUGGGUAAUGCUCCUAAUCUCGAGUCGUUGAGUUUGACGUGGCUUGGAAUCGAAGGGUUGGUGGUCUCUGCUAGCAAUUUCCCCAAAUUGAAAACCCUAAUCAUUCAAACACGAGCAUACGGUUCGGGUUCUGAGUUUGACCUUCAGCUCACUGAAGCCCCGUGUCUCCAGAGAUUAGUGUUCACUGAGGUAGGGAAGCAGUGUAAGCUCAGAACAGUGUCCUUAUUUUCAGCUCCGAAGCUCACAUUUCUGAGAAUCAAGAGCUACUACAGAGGAGUAGUUGCACGGCCCGAUCUCAAUGACUUCGUCACCAAGUUGCCGUCUCUUCAGGUUCUGGAAAUCUAUCCCGUUGGGUUGGGAUGUGAUCCCCAGAUGGAAUUCCAGCUCACUUCAGCCCCAUGUCUGAAGACGUUGAAGUUUAGAGGUGACAAGGGGAUAUGCAACCUGAAUAUGGAGUCACGGUUUGCAGCUCCCAAUCUGAAAGUGUUGAAGCUCACUGUACUCGUGGGAUUUAAGCAGAACCAUCUUGAUGAUCUGAUUUCCAACUUGCCGUGCCUCGAGUCUCUUUCGUUGGAGUUCAACGAUGGCAGCAGCAGGAAAAUGAGUAAGAUCAGGAUUUGCAGUCCUCGACUUAGGGGGUUCGAGUUGCGAGACUGCAGCCGGGGCAAGGAGGAGACGCUGCAGGAGCUUGAAAUUGAUGCUCCUAAUUUGGUUAGUGCCCACUUCAGUGGAAGUAGGUUCAGGUCUCCAGGCAAGAUUAAUGUCGUGAAUGUGUCACCUGAUUGCCGAUUCGUAGUUGAAGGGUAUGAUGCCCCAGCCUCGAAGUGCGAAUGGUUUCUUGGAUUGAGGAAGUCCCUCUCAUCAUUGAGUCCUUUCCCUCUGAUUCUGAGGUUGCACGGCCUAGAUUUGUUCCGACAGGUAUGAAUAUCAAUCAACCAAUGGAUGACGCAAGUUUAUUGUUUAAGAAAUCAUAGAUCUGAAGCUAGUUACUUGUGAAUUCAUGAUUCUCGACAAUUACGCUCUCAAUCAUAUGGUUACAACUUCAUCCUCUAUUUACAGAUGCUUGUUGUUACCUCGUCCCGAUACUGAUAUAUGUAGUUUUUUUGGUUGAUGAAUUGAGGUGAAAUUCGAUUCGUAUGAAGCUGAAUGCUCCACGCCUCCAUUAAUCAUUCAACUCCUGCAAUUGGAGGCCACAUUACUACAAUCGGAGAUGACCUCGUCGUUGGAACUGUUAGAUGUACAAAAUGGUGUCACGUUCCUUGAUGGUUUGUUUUGGGCGUGCCGGCCUAAAUUCAUCUGCAUAGCUCAAGAUUCUGAUGUAAAUCGCUGGUUUGCCGAGUUCAUAUACAAGCAAUUCAAGGACAAAGACGUCGCCGACUGUUGUGUUGGUGCUAAGUGCUGGAGGCAUGAACUAAGAGAUGCGAAGAUAGAGAAUGCAUUUCAUGACAAUAUGGAGGUUUUCAAGAGCGAGCUUUCUCCCCUUGCGAAGGUUUCAUUUGUGUUAACAUGGUGUUAAUUAUCUACGCAAGUACACAGUCAAGCGAGAAAGUUGAUUUAGGCUUUUGUGUAUUUGGUGAGAUUUUAGGCUUUUCUUUGUUAGGCCUAAUAAAUUAAUUUGAAAAGAGGGUUUUUACCUUAAUCAAAUUGCUGCCUUGGCAUUUACGUAACCAUUGUGAUGGUUUGUUGUGGUGAAUGGUGUGACAAUACAUAAGGUUUACUUCUCUGGUUUCUACAACGUGAUCCAUAAAGUCAUAACCAAAUCUGGAGAAACUUAAGACGAUGA